GGGAAGAAGAAGAAAAAAACCGGAUUAAUCUCAGACUGUGAAUUCUUCGGAGAAACAUCGCUGCCGCGAGCACAGAUUGAGAAACCAGGAAGGAUUCCAUACAUUGGUGUGAUUGGAUGUGAGACUACUUUGACCCGACCAAAUUGAAGAUGAUGUUGCUAUGGAAACUGCUGGUGCUGCAGUCACUUAUGGGGUGCCUUGCAGAGAGCGGUGUCGUGCAGAGCCCCGUCUUCAGCAAGCAGCCCGGCAGCAUCGUGUAUCCCGUGGAGACCGGGGAGAAGAGCCGGGAGGUGGUGUUCAGCUGUGAAGCCCAGGGAAGCCCGCCACCCAUCUACCGGUGGAAACUGAAUGGCACAGAGAUCAGUCCCAGAUCUGGAACUCAUUACAGCUUGUCCGGAGGCAACCUCAGAAUCAGCCAUCUGAACAAAGACCAAGAUGCUGGAACGUACCAGUGCCUCGCCUCCAACGCUUUCGGGACCAUCGUCAGCCGAGAGGCCAGGCUCACCUUUGCAUACAUGGAAAACUUCAAGAUUCACAGAAGAAGCUCCGUCUCCGUCCGCGAAGGUCAAGGAGUGGUUCUGCUGUGCGGCCCGCCAUCGCAUUCUGGAGAUCUCGUGUUUUCCUGGAUCUUUAACGAGUACCCGACGUUUGUGAAGCAGGACACUCGCCGAUUCAUCUCGCAGGAGACGGGGAACCUGUACAUCGCCAAGGUGAAGCCCUCAGAUGUCGGCAACUACACGUGUGUGGUGACUAACACCGUCACAAAGACCCGGGUCCAGGGUCCGCCCACUCCACUGGUGCUCCGCAGUGACGGUGUGAUGGGUGAAUACGAGCCAAAGAUUGAAGUUCAGUUUCCAGAGGUCGUUCAUGUUGCCAAAGGAUCCACUGUGAAGCUGGAAUGCUUCGCUUUGGGAAACCCGGUGCCGUCUAUAAAAUGGAAGCGAGUGGACGGUGUGCCUUUCCCCAGGAAAGUGGACAUGAGGAAAGCAAGCGGCAUCCUGGAAAUCCCGUACUUCCAGCAGGAGGACGCCGGCACGUACGAGUGUGUGGCGGAGAACUCCAGGGGAUUGAACACGGUGAAAGGAAAGCUCUCCUUCUACGCCCCUCCUCAUCUCAUCGAGAAACCCCAAGACGCCCAGAAGCUCAUCGAUGACUCGUUGGUGUGGGAGUGCAAAGCCACGGGGAAGCCAAAGCCUUCUUACAGGUGGAUGAAAAAUGGAGAAAACCUGGAACCUGCAGAGGAGCGCAUACAGGUGGCCAACGGAGGGUUGUCAAUAAGUCGCCUGACCCUGUCCGACACGGGAAUGUACCAGUGUGUGGCUGGGAACAAGCACGGAGAGGUCUACUCCAACGCAGAGCUCCGGGUGAUAGCCAUUGCCCCAGAUUUCUCUCACAACCAACUGAGGAGCCAGACGCUGGUGAAGGUUGGAGGAGAUGUGCUCAUCGAGUGCAAGCCCAAGAUGUCUCCGUGGGGCGUGAUCUCCUGGCGGAAGGGCAGCGAGAUGCUCCGAGAGAGUAACAGGGUCUUCAUCUUGGACAACGGUAACCUCCGGGUAUGGAACGCAACCAAGUCUGACGUCGGCCUCUACACCUGUGUGGCAAGAAACCAGUUUGGCGUGGCCAGUAGCACAGGAAGCGUCACCGUUAAAGAGCCGACCGCCAUCACCACCCUGCCGUCCACGCUGGACAUCACCGUGGGGGAGAGCGUGGUGCUGCCCUGCCAAGUGAGCCACGACCCGUCGCUGGAGCUCAAGUUCACGUGGUUCUUCAACGAGCAGCUCAUCCACUUCGGGAGCCACGGAGGAUAUUUUGAAAAAGUGGGAGGCCAUUCGGCAGGAGACAUUAUGAUUCGAAACAUCCAGCUGAGGCAUGCUGGGAAGUACACGUGCGCCGUGCAGACGAAGGUGGACAGCAUUUCCAUCGCGGCCGACUUGGUGGUCAGAGGUCCCCCGGGGCCCCCCACCAGCCUCCAUGUAGAAGAAAUCACUGAUACCACAGCCCCUCUGUCCUGGAGGCCCGGUCCCGAUAAUCACAGUCCAAUUACGGCAUACACCAUCCAGGCCAGGACACCAUUUUCCCUCGGGUGGCAGGCUGUCACCACAGUUCCUGAGAUGGUGGGGGGCCACCGCCUGACAGCUACAGUAAUAGACCUGAGCCCUUGGGUGGAGUACGAGUUCCGAGUCCUGGCAGGCAACACCAUCGGGACCGGAGAGCCCAGCAAGCCGUCCAAACAAGCAAGGACGAAGGGGACCUCUCCGAAGGUCACGCCGGCUAAUGUGAGCGGCGGCGGCGGCAGUCGCUCCGAAUUAGUCAUCACAUGGGAGCCGGUUCCAGAGGAGCAGCAGAACGGACCGGGGUUCGGCUACGUGGUGGCCUUUCGGCCCCACGGGGCCACGGGUUGGAUGCAGGCCGCCGUUCCGUCCGCCGAGGCGUCCAGAUACGUGUUCAAAAACGAGAGCAUCCAGCCCUUCUCGCCUUUCCUCGUGAAGGUCGGGGUGUACAACAACGAGGGGGAGGGGCCGUUUGGACCCGUCACCACCAUCAACUCGGCUGAGGAAGAACCGGGCCGAGCUCCCACCAGGGCCCGCGCCAAGAGCCUCUCUGCAUCCGAGGUGGAAGUGUCGUGGAAAGCUUUGCCCUGGAACGCCAGUAAAAAGAGAGUCCUGGGCUACGAGCUGCGGUACUGGAAUAAAAGUGAAAGGGAAGACACGGCCAGCGUGCAAAGGACUGUGGGAAAUCAGACGUCGACCGUUAUCCGCGGCGUGAAAGGCAGCACCGCGUAUUACAUCUCCGUCAGGGCGUACAACACGGCCGGAACGGGGCCCCCCAGCUCCACGGUCAACGUCACCACCAAGAAACCGCCGCCCAGUCAGCCACCAGUGAAACUGAUGUGGAACACAUUAAAUUCCAAGAUCAUAUUGAACUGGGAGCAGGUCAAGGCCCUUGAGAACGAGUCAGAGGUCACGGGAUACAAAGUGCUGUACAAGAAGAGUCGACACAGCCGACCCAACGUCAUGGAAACCAACACGACCUCUGUGGAGCUCGCCCUGCCCACCGAUGAGGACUACAUCAUCCAGAUACAGCCCUUCGGAGAGGGAGGGGAAGGCAGCAGUAGCAAGCAGUUCACCAUCCCGAGGAUACCAGGCCCCAACGCGGUCGGCUCAGCGUCCAAGGUCUCCACUCUGUCAGCCCUCAGUACAAUAGCGCUGUCGUUCACAGCCCGGACAUCUUUAUGACAAACGGCUCUCGGCAGACGUUGCAUCUGAUGUGGGAGGCGGCUCGACGGCGGAACGCAAACACAACCCACUCCGGUGUCGCUACAUCCAUUCAUCUAGAUUUUAGAGGCAAAAAGGAAGAAAGAAUAAAGAAAAAAAUAUGACAUUAAAAAAAAAAAUGUUUUAAAAAAAUACGGCGAUGAUGAGAUGUUGAGAUGAUAGGGAAGGAGUCCCCUUCAGCGGCCAGGCUAAGUAAAGGAGAUUGAGCGAUGUCGUGACUAUGUUGUUACCAAAGCAGCUUUCAUAAGAAAGAAAAUGGAGAGAAAAAAUGUCUUAUAUGCAUCUUUUUUUGUAUGACAUGUUGAAGCUUUUAUAGAUUUUAUGUAUUUAUUUUCCGUUAUCAAUUGAAAGUUUGUCUGUUCUUACGGGUGAGAGAACAAUUAGUUGCGUGGCAAAUAACAUCAAAUGUUCCAGACGGGAAGUUGCGAGUUGUUCUUCUAAAAUAAGGUCAUAAACUUGUGACAUUUGGUUCCAACAGUAGUUUCUUGUAUUCAAGUGAAUGAAUGAACUGUUACAUCUCUGCAUUUCCGUUUCUGCAAUAUGUCACACAUGUUUCAAAUCGAAGGACCGCGUCCUCAUUGGUCAUCUUUAUUUCAAAACUAAACUAAGAUUUCUUUUUUUUUCAGCAAAUAAAGAGUAAAAAAAAUAUAUAUAUAUAUAUAUAUAUCAAUACAAGUUAUCAUCCAACAUCAGAUAACGCGAACUUGCAAUACCUGCAUACAAUAUGUACAUUGAGUUAUGAGUCGUGUGAGUCAUUCCUCCUGUCUCGGGCUGCGUAUUGUUUAAAAGAUUACGAUGCCAGUACCAAAAAACAGUGAUACCGAUAACAAGAUUACACCCAUAUUAUACCUUUUUUUUUACCCCCUACUACAUUUAAUAAUCAGACGCCGCAUAAAGCAAAACCAUACAAAUAUUCUUCUUUUUUUCUUCUUCUAUAUCUAGGUACAAAAAAAGGUUUUGAAUGCAGGUAUCAUUUGACUGAGGAAGAUUCAAUCUUACCAGGCGCCGGCCGGCUUAUGUGGGUUGAUACUUUGAAGGUAUGGAGGCCCUUUGAGUAAGUUGGGGGUUGAGCGAGAGGCUGUAGCAGUCCGAGUUCUCCGAGUCCAAAGUAGCUCUCAUCCAAAGCCCACUUGUUGUGUUCUUACAAAUGUUUCCUUGCAUUGAGUUUGUUGCUGGGAUAACCCACUGACAAAAUAAACGUACACUCCUGCUACCCGUACAAAGAUACCCCCCCUUCUCCAUUGUGAUUUUACAAAGAAUGGAAAUGACAUUACAAGGAAGAUCCGAAAGGAUGACUCGACGAUUACAGCGACCAAAAACUCGUUCAUCGCGCAAAUUACACGGAGGAUUCUUUCCGUGCCAGGCCUCUCGGGGGAAGGUGACCAAGAUCCCCCCCCCCAAAAAAAGUCGAUGGGUGUCCCUCAGAGCCAUCCGUGUGAUCGCGACUGACCUCGAUACCGGAAAUAGCCCCCCAUGUUAUUUUGGAGAGAGCCCCUCCCCCAUUGGGUUCCUCUACCUUUGGCCCACUGUACUGCACUGGUGACCGGACCCUCUGUGGCCGUCUCAUGAUCCUCAUCCUUUCAGUUCGCCCUGAGUCUAGAGCUAUUCUUUGCCUUCUGUGUGCCUCAUCAUAUGUUCAAAAUCCUCAGGUCCUUAAAGAGCCUUAACUUAUCAUAGAUGUAUAUCCACAAAAAAAACAUUAGGAGACAUAGAACGGACGGAGCAGCCGCGGUGACGUUUACAUGCUGCUGCGUUGGAAGAUGCUGUAUGUGAUUGGGAUCAGGUGGUGGGGAGGGGGGGUGGGGGGGGGGGCAUCCUGUGCGCACUGCUGAGGAUACCAAGGUCCGUUUGAAUGGCGUUAUGCUAUUUUGCAUGGGAUAUUGGCAAUAUAUGAGGCCUGGUGCAUUUUUUUAUAUGUGUGUGUAUUCUUAUUAAAAGCCAAUGCUGCUGA
Pseudoliparis swirei is the source of this 5226-nucleotide messenger RNA. It is a transcript of the gene cntn4, whose product is annotated as contactin 4. The record is from RefSeq and is a predicted model, not a curated record. Gene Ontology annotation, molecular function: protein binding. The coding region runs from base 150 to 3236 and encodes 1028 amino acids. NCBI's taxonomy places the organism in Eukaryota, Metazoa, Chordata, Actinopteri, Perciformes, Liparidae. The transcript is spliced from 23 exons.